This is a messenger RNA of Glycine soja, 2094 nucleotides long. RefSeq names its product serine/threonine/tyrosine-protein kinase HT1-like. Gene Ontology annotation, molecular function: protein kinase activity; ATP binding. NCBI's taxonomy places the organism in Eukaryota, Viridiplantae, Streptophyta, Magnoliopsida, Fabales, Fabaceae. Bases 671 to 1807 code for a protein of 378 amino acids. The record is from RefSeq and is a predicted model, not a curated record. The transcript is spliced from 3 exons. Gene Ontology annotation, biological process: protein phosphorylation.
CGCUAUAACUAAUUCUCUUUUUUAAACAAGUUAGCAUUCACGAGACACCCUUGAAACUUUUCUGCCUCUGAAUUCUUCUUUAUGCCGCUAAACAACCUAAUCUUACUAGGAAAAACCGUGAAAAAAAUCCUUCUUCUUCUUUCAAAUGCUAGCAAUUUCAUUUUCAAUUUUUCAUUACACCCCUUAGCAUUUGGCUACAAGCAAUGAAAUCCCAACAUGCUUCUCUGUUGUUUCUGCUUGACAGUUAAAUGCUGUUGAGAAUUUUUAUUUUUAUCCAUCACAAUUCACAACUUUGAUACACCAAGUUAUCAUAGUUUUUAUUUUAUUUUAUAUUAUUGGUAAGAAUAAAAAACAAGUAUUCUGAGAGUUUACAACAAUUUACUGCUCAAUCAAUCGAACUAGACCCCUAGAUACGAAGUUAUCAUAGUUUGAAAUGAAGUAAACCGUGGCCUAGUUAAGUAAGAAUGACUUUCAAAGGGUCUUGAUUGAAUAUACAUACUCAUCAAGAUGGUUUAAUGAAAACCCACAAACACUCUUCAUUCUUAGUUGGAGCUCAUGUUUCAAAAUCAACUCUCAUGAUGAAAGUUUCCUAUGACUGUAUGUUUUGAAAAGCAUCACAUCAUAGCAAAGUGCAAAGGUUUCACAAUCACAAACUUGUUUUCUAGGUUCAAUGGCGGGGUCAUGUUUCCACGGGCUUAGGCUAAGGAUGUCUAAGAGUAAAGCUUUACCAGACCCUUCAUCUUCCUCCAAGACCCAGUUGGAGAGUGACGCGGAGAACGUAGAAAGGAAGAGAUUUGAUAGCAUGGAAUCGUGGUCAUUGAUAUUCGACUCAAUGGAGACAUGGGAGACUUCAAAGGAGGACCAGGAGGGAGAAAAAGAGGAAUGGGCUGCAGACCUGUCUCAGCUUUUUAUAGGUAGCAAGUUUGCUUCUGGAGCUCACAGCCGAAUUUACCGUGGAAUCUACAAGCAGAGAGCUGUUGCUGUGAAAAUGGUGAAGAUUCCAUCCCAGGAUGAGGAGAAAAAGGCCUUACUAGAGGAGCAAUUUAACUUUGAAGUGGCUUUGCUUUCACGUCUCAUUCAUCACAACAUAGUGCAGUUUAUUGCAGCAUGUAAAAAACCGCCCGUGUACUGUAUCAUAACAGAAUACAUGUCACAAGGGACUCUGAGGAUGUAUCUAAACAAGAAAGAGCCGUACUCACUCUCAACGGAAACAAUACUAAGGUUAGCUCUAGAUAUAUCAAGGGGCAUGGAGUACCUUCAUUCACAAGGUGUGAUUCACAGAGACCUCAAGUCAAGCAAUUUGCUUCUCGAUGAUGACAUGAGGGUUAAGGUGGCGGAUUUUGGUACAUCUUGUCUUGAAACACGAUGCCGGAAAAGCAAAGGGAACUCUGGAACAUAUCGUUGGAUGGCACCGGAGAUGGUUAAGGAAAAACCUUAUACUCGCAAAGUUGACGUGUACAGUUUUGGUAUUGUGCUUUGGGAGCUCACAACUGCUCUACUUCCCUUCCAAGGAAUGACACCAGUGCAAGCUGCUUUUGCUGUGGCUGAGAAGAAUGAAAGGCCUCCUCUGCCAGCUAGUUGUCAACCAGCACUAGCACGUCUGAUAAAGCGAUGCUGGUCAGCAAACCCCUCGAAACGGCCAGAUUUCAGUGAUAUUGUGUCUACUUUGGAGAAGUACGAUGAGUGUGUGAAAGAGGGCCUAGCACUGAGUCAUCAUCAUUCAUCAGGCCUAGUCAGCAGAAAUGUUAUUAUUGAACGCAUAAAAGGCUGUGUAUCAAUGAGCUCCUCCAUACCUGUACAUGCUUGAUUCCCCCCUACAAGGUAUAUAUAUAUACAUAUUAUUGUCGUAAUCUACCAUAUGAUGCUCUUAUUACUUUAUAGAGUCCAUCAUAUAGUUUGUAGUUAUACACGCUUCUUGUUCUCUCAACUGUGUAUUAUGUAAUUGUACUUCAGGAAAAUGUCGAGUUUGGCUUUUUUUUUCUUUCUUUCUGUGGCAGUAAGAUGAGCUAUUAGGUUGACAAAUGAAAUCAAGAAUUGUAUCACUGAUGAACGUGUCAUACAACACAAUAAUAUGGUGAGUUUUGGAUCAGUCUA